Molecule: messenger RNA, 1221 nt
Organism: Cucurbitaria berberidis CBS 394.84
Lineage: Eukaryota; Fungi; Ascomycota; Dothideomycetes; Pleosporales; Cucurbitariaceae
Product: RNA 3'-terminal phosphate cyclase-like protein-like protein
Exons: 1
Coding region: 1-1221 (406 amino acids)
Biological process (GO): endonucleolytic cleavage of tricistronic rRNA transcript (SSU-rRNA, 5.8S rRNA, LSU-rRNA); ribosome biogenesis
Cellular component (GO): nucleolus
Molecular function (GO): RNA endonuclease activity
Source: RefSeq, a predicted model, not a curated record
AUGGCCGCCGACGAAUCAUUGCAAGCGCCUCUCAACUUCACCGGCCACCGCCAACUCAUCUCGCGCCUCCUCCUCGCAACACUCACAGGCCGACCUGUUCGCAUCUCGCAAAUCCGCUCCUCGUCGACCAACCCAGGCCUCACCCGCCAUGAAACCAAUUUCAUACGCCUCCUCGACGCUGUAACAAAUGGCUCGCAAGUCCAAUUCAGCAUGACAGGUACCACGCUUGUAUACCGCCCCGGCCUAAUCACAGGCUCAGCCGAAGGCCUGGGCGCAAGUGGAGGCGUAAUACGGCACGAGAUACCAGCCGAGUGCAGGAGAAGAGGCGUGAGCUGGUGGCUUGUGCCGUUGUGCAUACUGGCGCCAUUCAGCAAAGGAAACAUGAACGUCAUUUUCCACGGCGAAGGCUGCGUAACGUCGUCCACACUCAGCGGCGACAUGAGCGCAGACACUGUCCGAACGGCGAUUCUACCCUUGUACAAGAACUUCGGUAUCGAGCGAAACAUUGAACUCCGCAUCCUCAAGCGCUCGUGUGCGCCUGCAGGAGGCAAAGGAGCAGGUGGCGAAGUACAACUCGUAUUCAACCACCAAGUCCGCCUGCCGAAGACACUGCACUUGUUGAACCCCGGGCGGGUGAAGAAAAUCAGAGGUGUAGCGUACUGUGUCGAGGUGCCAAAGUCUAACAAUGAGCGCAUGAUUUUUGAAGCGCGUGGUAUAUUAAACAAAUUCGUGCCGGAUACAUACAUCUUCUCCGAUGCAUCGCCUGCUCCCCUCAUCCCCACAACCGUCAAAGGCCACCCUUCCGGCAAAGUCAAGGGAGCCGUGGGGUUUGGACUAAGUCUUGUAGCAGAAACGAGCACGGGAUGCAUAUAUUCGGCCGACGUGUGCUCACCACCCGAUGGCGGCGUCCCGGCUGAUGAAAUUGGCAAGCAGUGCGCCUACCAACUGCUCGAAAAAAUAUCACAGGCAGGAUGUGUCGAGAGCGUAGCGGCGCCGACGGUGUUGAUGCUCAUGGCCAUGGGAAGUGAAGAUGUGGGACGUCUGGCGUUGGGCAGAGACGUUCUGGCGAAUGAGGAGAUUAUACAAUUAGCAAGGGAUUCAAAAGUUUUCGGUGGGAGUGGAUGGGGGUUCCGCGAGAAUGGAGGUGAAAACGAAAGAGGGGAGAUUGUGGUUAGUGUGGUUGGGAGAGGAGUCGGUAAUGUGGGACGAAAGGUCGCAUAA